AUGCCCUUAUAAAAUAUAAAUGUGGUUAAUCAAAUUGGAACAACAUUUGUAUCAUAGAUACCACAAGUGUUUUAUCCUCUAGCCAAAAAGAUAUAUCCCUUGACUCCCCAACUAGUUGACCAAGAAUUCUUGAGCUUGAAUGCCUAUUCGUCAUAUCCUACAGCCAAUACGACGUGAUUCAUUUUAGUAUCACAAUCACUGAACACUCUUUCUACCUUUGGGUCGUAGUAUUACCAAUUGGUGGCAUCUACUCCGACUGAAACUGGUCCCUUGUUUAAAUAAGCAACCAAUGUUUGCUCAUCCUUGGCCAAAACUUAAGAUCCUUUAAUGUGAUAGGCGCCUCCCUUGAUUUUGCAAGUUCCUU
This is a messenger RNA of Paramecium octaurelia, 364 nucleotides long. The record is from the annotation of a GenBank genome assembly. Lineage: Eukaryota; Ciliophora; Oligohymenophorea; Peniculida; Parameciidae.